This is a messenger RNA of Venturia canescens, 1138 nucleotides long. RefSeq lists its product as uncharacterized. The transcript has 6 exons. The record is from RefSeq and is a predicted model, not a curated record. The coding region runs from base 81 to 965 and encodes 294 amino acids. NCBI's taxonomy places the organism in Eukaryota, Metazoa, Arthropoda, Insecta, Hymenoptera, Ichneumonidae.
GUUGCGAAUCUCUCGAUCCGUCAGUUCGAAUGCACCGGUUGGUCACUCUGCUCGAACGAGUCGAUCGGAUCAGUUGAAAGAUGUUUUUGUUAUUGCCAAUUAUUUCAAUGCAAAUCUUUUUUCCAAUAAUAACUUCGGGUUGGGAGGACAUUGAACAACCUUCUUGCAAGAAAAUGCGCGACGGUUCUUAUCCGCCUUAUGUGUGCAAAGGAGAAACCUCGAUUGGCAGAUGUUUUUGCUGCAGCGACCAGCAGGCUGAAUCACGUAGAAUUUUCGGUUGGUCCUGGUUACUGUCCGAGUCUGAUCCCAAAGACGACAAAAUGACUUGCAGUUGCAGCAGGCAGAGAGAAGCACUCAAAAGAACCGGGGUGUCGAUCCAUUGCUCGGAAAAUGGAAACUACGAUAAGCUACAAUGCGACAACGGCUUGUGUUGGUGCGUCGAACCGGUGACUGGUAAACCGACUGAACGAGUUUACCCGGAAUCCAUGAUGCGUUAUCUCCCUUGCUAUUUGGAGAAGCCGAGUGCUCUGAGGCGGUACUACCUGAGACAGUGCGAAAGUGCAGCCCUCGCAAGAGAACUCGUGCUUCGAAAAUUUCAGCUCCACGGUACGAAGAGCGCUCACAUCGACAUGCCGUUGUGCGAUUACGACGGAAGUUACAAAGCAUUCAGAUACGACAAGGAGUGGAUCCAUUGCACCGAAAAAAGUGGCAAACAAAUAGGAACUUAUGCACCGAAAAUCGCGGAGAAAGCCGUAGUGACUUGCAAUUGUGCACGUGACAGCGUUCUUUUUCAAGAAGAAAAUAUCGAGUUCACUCAGGCUUGUGCAGAGAAUGGAAAUUACGAGCCGAGUCAGUACAGCAACGGGAUGAAAUAUUGCGUCGAUAACGAUGGUUUUUCGACGACGACGUUGGGCGAUGACAACAGCGAACCCAGUUGCGCAUUCACACCCACGCGGUCGAUGUAAUUCAACAGUUUUUUUCCCAUUUAAAUACGUUCGAGUUCAUCGAAUUCCGCACGCGAGAUUUUUCAUUUUUGGGGCCCGAAUAGUUGGAACAAAAAUGAGAAAAUGCCCUGCUUAAUCGUCUGGAAAGAAUGUGAAUAAAUAAUUAAAAAAAGAAAAAACGAAUUUAAUAGCAG